Molecule: messenger RNA, 861 nt
Organism: Mixia osmundae IAM 14324
Lineage: Eukaryota; Fungi; Basidiomycota; Mixiomycetes; Mixiales; Mixiaceae
Exons: 4
Coding region: 1-861 (286 amino acids)
Source: RefSeq, a predicted model, not a curated record
AUGUCCAUCACGCUACUCCCCACAAAGGAAGCCUACGACAAUCUCGUGCGGAGCAAGAGCGAUUCGGUCAUCAUCAUCGAUUUCCAUGCUACAUGGUGUGGACCGUGCAAGAUGAUCGCACCCGCCUACCAGCAACUCGCCCAUCAGUACCCUCUGGCCAUCUUCACAAAAUGCGACGUCGAUGCCAACCGGACGCUUGCACAAGCCUUCAGAGUGAGCGCAAUGCCGACCUUUGUGAUCACGCGUCAUGGCGCGACGCUGUCGACGGUCAGAGGAGCAGACAGGGCCGGUCUGGAGAGCGCUAUCAAGGCUGCUCUCGCUACUGCUGCUGCUGGACCUUCUGCUUCCGGAUCGGGCAGUGCGGAUUCUCUGAUGAGUAACAUCGAUGCGGGUCAAGCGAGCUGUCUCAAUAUCGACACAAAGUGCUCGCUACGAUCGUUCGUUGCGAGAGAAAAGGAUAGAUACAUCGAAUCGGAUGCAGACGAACAGCUUCUCCUCCACCUUCCAAUGACACGUACGACAAAGAUCAGAGCGAUCAAGCUGACGACUGCAAGUGAGCAUGCGAGCAAAGCGCCAAAGGAGAUCAAACUCUUUGUCAAUCGACCCGAGCUCGGUUUCGAUGAUGCCGAAAACGAAGAGGGAGCACAAUCGAUCGAGUUGACAGAAGCGCAAGCCUCGGGCAAGGAAGAGAUCGAACUCCGCUUUGUCAGAUUCGCCAAUGUCACCCAUCUCUCGAUCUUCGUGUCCAGCAAUCAGGGCAAUGAGGAUACGACGUUGAUCUCUUCGCUCGAUAUCCUCGGUACACCCGAGGGCUCAACAGCUAUGGACGUCGCAUCUCUUCGCAAGCAGCAGCAAGAGUGA